Kwoniella botswanensis is the source of this 804-nucleotide messenger RNA. RefSeq lists its product as uncharacterized. Lineage: Eukaryota; Fungi; Basidiomycota; Tremellomycetes; Tremellales; Cryptococcaceae. The record is from RefSeq and is a predicted model, not a curated record. The coding region runs from base 1 to 804 and encodes 267 amino acids. The transcript has a single exon.
AUGCCACACAAGAGAGCUGGCCGCGAGAAGGAGACCACCCCUACCUCAACUACGACUGCGACCUCUCAAUCCGCCCGGGCCGACCUGAGCGAUAGAAAAGCUUUCGCCUGGAGACACAAGUCCGGCAAUAUUUACGGGACGUUCUUCAGUCGGUCGAGCGAUGGGGCUAAAGUCGGUAUUUACUCUGUCGGCGAUAUCAUUGUCCAACGAGAUAUUGCCUAUCAAGGAUUACAAACAGAUAUUCUACCUUCGUAUGCGAUGAUGAACCUACAUCGAAGCCAGUCCAUGAGCAAUAGCCAAUUGAUCGAAGUUCCUACUGCCCCUGAAGAGAGCUGGAAGGACGAUCGUAUCCCCUUGACCGUGUCCGGUGAAUCGGCGAUGAUCAGGAAGAACACUUGGCCGGAAGAGAUCAAAAGCUUAGUGUAUGAAUGGAAAUCCCAACCUUCGGCUAAGAUUGGAGGCUUCACGAAAUCACUAUAUCUGGACAAAGCAGAGUUGCGAAGCUUGCAAAAGACAACGUUCAUUCCCGUGACAGAAGAGAAUUAUACUUUGAUCAAUGGAAGGCCAGGAACAGGACAUGAGGAUAGACCUGCACGAAGAGCUCCAAUUGAAUAUCAAUGGGGAGGAGCUCAUACGUGGUAUCAGUUCAGUGUUCCGGGACUAGCCAGCUCGAGCUGGACUGAUGAAGACAUCCGAGAGCUUCAUCCGACAGAGAAAGAGAUUGAUGAUCUACUCAAGGGUAUGGAGGAUGUCACGUGGUUCACUAUCAGUGUCCCGACUAGAUCAGAUCAUGUAGAGGUGUAG